AAGAAAGGAAAAGAAAUUACAAGGUUCGUGAAUCUACUAGCUAUAUUCUCCAAAGAUUUGUGUCUUAAAAUCCCCCCCUUUUGCUUUUUCGUUGUCCCUAGCAGAAUUGGUUUCUGCCUGUCUGGAGAUACACUCCCCAAUAAAAACGUGCUAGUCGCAGUGUCUAGACAAAUAGGCCGACAUGAGCUAACGGUGCGGGUUGCCCCAUCCAUGGCAGCUUUCUUUCUUUCUACCUAAGGUACUCUCCGAACUAGUGCUACGGUCCUAUCGUCCUCCACCUGCCUCCCACAUUGGUUACGUCCACCAACCCUUCACCGUCGACAUUCACCGCACACCAACCGCCGUAACUCCUGGCCGCUGCCUUUCCCAUCGAGCGCCCCCUGCAAUCUCUCAUCCCUCUCCUUUCUAUAUUUUCUCUCCAGCCUCAAGCAAUCGGUCCCUCCUCACACCUCUCCCUCCCUAUUCCCUUCACCGCAUCUUCCUCCUUUCGUUUCCUCAUCAUCUCGGGUCUAGACACCCUUGGAAGAUUAUCUGCACAGUCACUUGCAGAGCCUCAGGUAGCUCCAGGUAUACAAUAUGGUCGUCGCCACUAUCAAGUGUGUUGUCGUCGGUGACGGUGCUGUGGGCAAGACAUGUCUCCUGAUUUCCUACACAACAAACAAAUUCCCCUCCGAAUAUGUUCCUACCGUUUUCGAUAAUUAUGCCGUCACUGUCAUGAUCGGCGAUGAACCGUACACCCUGGGACUUUUCGAUACUGCUGGUCAGGAGGAUUACGACCGUCUUCGUCCCCUUUCGUACCCACAGACCGACGUCUUCUUGGUCUGCUUCUCCGUGACAUCCCCCGCUUCCUUUGAAAACGUGCGCGAAAAAUGGUUCCCCGAAGUUCAUCACCACUGCCCUGGUGUCCCCUGCCUUAUCGUGGGCACCCAAACCGACCUGCGUGACGAUCCUGCUGUCCGCGAAAAGCUUUCCCGCCAGAAGAUGCAGCCCAUUCGCAAGGAAGACGGAGACCGGAUGGCUAAAGAAUUGGGCGCUGUGAAAUAUGUUGAAUGCUCCGCCCUGACUCAAUAUAAACUCAAAGACGUUUUUGAUGAGGCAAUUGUUGCCGCCCUCGAGCCUGCUCCUAAGAAGUCGAAGAAGUGCGUUUUGCUGUAAUUGCAUCUGCAUCUGCUUAGAGCAGGCUACAUCGCAUAUUUCGAAAAAGAUCGAGGUUUUGAAGCGCAUAAAACUAAACUGUUAUGGAUAUCAAAGGCCACAGCUCAUGAGUCGAUUACCAUCUGUUAUCCAAACUCGAAACGAUAUUUUUUAAUGUUGCCAUCCUCGUAUUCUUUCGUUGCUCAUGUUAUGGCAUUCAUUGAUCCGAUCCGAUAUACCCUGGGAUAUUUUGAUUUCCCAACUCUGCCGCGGAGACUAUCAACGAACCGAACCACUUUACCUUCAUCUUCCAGCCGGCUUGUCUUUGCCAUAUUAUCCCCCUACUCUCCUCCUACUGCCCUAUCAUUUCCUGUCUCUUCCUACUCUUCCUUUGUCCAUUUUCGAUUCUCUAUUAUCACUCAUCAUCCCUAUCGGCGUUGGAAGUCGAGGCGUCUUGUUUUGGCUGGCUGAUGGUAUUGAUCUGUUUCUUUAUAUUCGCGAUUUGUUGUCACGCCUGCGCCUCCUGUCACAUUGCUGUGCCAUUUUAUCAUUGUCAUGUUUCAGUCUUGAACUAGAUAGCACAGAUAUAUCAGUGACCACCAAGUAUUUGGUACUGAAAGACCAUGCCGUAAUCAGGUUGAAAGUAAUGAAAUCUGUUAUUGCUAGUCGUA
Messenger RNA from Aspergillus alliaceus, 1805 nucleotides. It is a transcript of the gene cdc42, whose product is annotated as Rho family GTPase CDC42. Gene Ontology annotation, molecular function: GTPase activity; GTP binding. Lineage: Eukaryota; Fungi; Ascomycota; Eurotiomycetes; Eurotiales; Aspergillaceae. The record is from RefSeq and is a predicted model, not a curated record. Gene Ontology annotation, biological process: small GTPase-mediated signal transduction. The coding region runs from base 577 to 1155 and encodes 192 amino acids. The transcript is spliced from 5 exons.